Molecule: messenger RNA, 2735 nt
Organism: Melopsittacus undulatus (budgerigar)
Lineage: Eukaryota; Metazoa; Chordata; Aves; Psittaciformes; Psittaculidae
Gene: EFNA2
Product: ephrin A2
Exons: 4
Coding region: 44-640 (198 amino acids)
Biological process (GO): axon guidance; ephrin receptor signaling pathway; osteoclast differentiation
Cellular component (GO): plasma membrane
Molecular function (GO): ephrin receptor binding
Source: RefSeq, a predicted model, not a curated record
GCCCGCUGAAGCGGCCGGAGCCGCGCCCGCCGCGGCCGGGACGAUGCCGCGCUGGGAGGCGGCCGCGCUGCUCGCCGCGCUCGUCGGCGUCUGCGUCUGGACCGACGACACCGGGAAAGUUAUCUCGGACCGGUACGCGGUGUACUGGAACGGCAGCAACCCCAGGUUUCAGCACGGGGAUUACACAGUGGAAGUGAGCAUCAACGACUACCUGGACAUCUACUGCCCACACUACGAGGAGCCGCUGCCCGAGCGGAUGGAGCGCUACAUCCUCUACAUGGUCAACUACGAGGGGCACGCAUCCUGCGACCGUCAGAGGGGCUUCAAGCGCUGGGAGUGCAACCGGCCCGACUCCCCCAACGGGCCCCUCAAGUUUUCAGAGAAGUUCCAGCUCUUCACCCCCUUCUCAUUGGGCUUUGAGUUCAGACCCGGCCACGAGUACUACUACAUCUCCGCAUCCCCCCCAAACACAGUGGACAGGUCCUGCCUGAAGCUGAAGGUUUAUGUUCGGCCAACAAACGAUUCCCUGUACGAGUCCCCGGAGCCCAUUUUCACCAGCAACAACUCCUGCUGCAGCCUCAGGGUGCCGCGCGCCGUGCUUGUGGUGGUGCCGGUCGUCUGGACACUCCUGGCCUCGUAGCGCUGACACCGACGCGCCGGGGAGCAGCUCCGGGGAGCAUCACCUCCGGCUACCCCCUCCGAGCCACGGCUCCGGUGCCCCGGGACAGUUCCCGGGGAGGGUUGGUGCUGCUGAUCCUGCCACCGAGGGAAGUCCCUGUCACCGCACGGCCACUGCGCCGGGGGAUGGCACCGGGAGCAAAGGGGUAUCCUACGGGAUGGAUCCCGGCUGCACACGCCGACGGCUCCCAUCCCCGUGCUUGCGGCUCGCUCAGCACCGGCUCUGCCUCUUGGAUGUCGCUUUUUGCAUUUCCAGACCAAAUACAGAGGCCUCGUUGUUUGGUUUGGGGGUUUUUUUGUUUUUGUAAAGAAAAAAAGGGGUUUAUUUUUGUUUGCUGGGUUGUUCCAGCCCGGGCUCCCCCGUGUCAGACUGACCCGCACGGGGCCGGGCUCAGCCCCGCACGGAGCCCUGCUUUCACACCGGACACCAAGCAGCACAGUGAUGGUGCCGACGGCUCCAUUGUCACAGACUCCUUCCCAGCCCAGCCACCGCUCCGGCACCAGGAUGUCAUGGUGCCAGCCCCAAGGCGCUUCUCCAGGCAUCCACCUACCAUGGGGACACGGUGAUGAGGGGCCUGGGCGGACACGAGCCCCCACCAAGUGCCUGGUGGGGUGACCCUGUCUCCAUCACUCGCACCAUGCGUGCCACUGCUGUCCCCAUGGGACUCCAGGACGGCUCCGUGAACAGCAAAGCAAGCCGGACAUACUGGAGGGGAGCACCAGGAAUGACCGGCACUGGGAGCACCAGGGAUGGCCACUGGCACCAGGAGCACCGCCAGGCGCUGGGAGCCGGCAGGCUGAGCUUGCCCGGAUGCUGGGAUUGCUCAUGGGGUGUUUGGCUGGAGCUGGGGCUGGAUUCUCCAUCCAGGCAGGGCUGAUCGCACGGAGCAGGUUUUCCUCCUCUGCAUUCUCUUGCUCUGCACCACAUCAACCCCAACACCUUGGGGGUGUGAGAAUGCCCAUGGCGGAGGGGUUCAUUGGCCGUGUGCGGGACCAUCGCGGUGCUCCCCAUGGUCGCCCCUUCAUCCGUGUCCCUGGGGCUGCACUUGGGAAGUUUUUCCUUCUCCUUCUUUGCAUUAAUAAGAACCCAGUGAAACCCCGAUCCGAGGUUGACCCUAGCGGUGGGAGAUCCCCAAGGAGGGGUCCCCUUGGGGCCUGACCCCUCCUCGCCUUAAAUCUGGAGCUGUCCCACCCCGGGGGGGGGGCAUCCUGUGAGAGCCCCCCCAUGCCCUGGGGGGUUGAUGGUCCCUGGGGAUGGUGAUGAUGGGCUCGGACCCGGCCAAAGCCCCCGGCUGAGGGCACCUUUAUGAACGCACCCCAGACCCUUCCGGCGCGGGGGGCUCUGUCCCUGUACAUACAGCGCUGUACUGUGAGCGGUUUUUUUAAUGUAUUGUUGAGAAUGAAUUUUAUGGAAGGGUUUAUCUUAUUUUAUUUUUCUUUUUUAGACUAGGAAGCUGAAAUCUCGCAAUAAGCUCAUCUCGACCAUCCGAAACAUACCAAAAAAAUAAAAUAAAUAAAAAUAAUAAAAAAAAUAAACCCCAAACCCCAACAAUAAACCCUGGCAUCCCCCCAUUCCCUGCCGUUCCCUGCCUCCCGUCCCAGUCCCUGUGUGUGUCCAGACCAAGAUGUGGUUCUUGAAGGCGAGCAAAAGCAUCGUGUUUAUGCAGGGGGUGACGGAGGGCUCCGUCGAGGGGCUGGCAGCACCCACCCGAGCUCGCAAAGGGGAGCAGCAAACCCUGGCCUUUGGUCUGUGUUUUAUAUAUAUAUAGAUUAUAUAUAUAAAUAUCUAUAUCGUGUACAGCGACUGCGGGAGAGCGGCCGAGCGGGUGCUGCGGGCCUGGGGGGGGGGCUUUCGCUGUGGGCCGGGCUGCCCCUCGGGAGCAGCCCAUCGCUGGCGCUGGUUCUGCGUGUUGGUCUCCGUUCUGCCUAGCUUUGUCCUUAGACACGCCGCUUUCGUCCUCGACGUCGUGCUGGUGCUAUCCGGAUCCCCCCGUUUGGAUUCUGUAUUUUUUUAUAAUAAAAUACAAAUAAAUGUCGUGCGAGGCCCUUGCUUUGGA